GCGCUUCGGUUCAGCACACAUUCCACGAAAAGCUAUCAGACAAAGAUCUUUUGUUAAUACGGGUGCCAGUCAAAGAGCCAAUUUCACCAUGGAUGUUCAACAACUGUUCAAAAACCUCAGGAAAGAAGCUGAAUGUCCUCUGUGCUUAGAGACAGUCAAAGAUCCCAAAACUCUGCCAUGUUUACACUCAUUCUGUUUGGUAUGCCUCGACAAACACGCAAACUACGCAAGAAGACAGCUUCAGACAGCAAUCAGAUGUCCGGUUUGUCAGGCUAGCUUUCAAAUCCCUGAAGAAGACACUUUUGGCGGCCUACCCGCGUCUUUUCAUCUCAACCGAUUGGUGGAUCUCCUUGCUCUAGCGGAUGGUGGCACAGAUUCCCAACAAUGCGGCAGUUGCGAAGAAAACAACAGUGCAACUCACUAUUGUUUUGAGUGCCAGAGCUUUCUCUGUACAACAUGUUUUGAAGCUCAUCAACGCAUCAAGGCCACAAGAGGUCACAAAAAUAUCUUUGUCAAGAAUUUGCAGGCAAGCGAUGUUGACAAGUUGAUACGCAGACCAGCCAUGUGUUCAGAGAAAUACCACCAAGAUCAGCCACUCGAAUAUUAUUGUCAAGAUUGUAACGUUUGCACCUGCAUAAAGUGCAGUGUUGUGAGUCAUAAUCACCACACAAUGGUUGAUAUGCAGAAAGCUGCAGAUGAACAAAAGAUGCAAAUAGCUGAAGCUUUGAAGAAAGUGAAAGCAGAAGUUGUUAUUUUCGAAAAUGAAAUGAAGCACCAAAUGGAGUUAAUGGACGAAAACAAAACACAAAUAUCGGCUGCAAGAGAGAAGAUGAACGAGACUGUGGACAACUGUAUUCGCUUAUUAACGGAGCAUAAAGCGUCGAUGAAUUUGAAAUUCGAUGAAAUUAAUCAAGCGCAUCAAAAAGCUCACGCAACACAUCUGGAAAACUUCCAGCUCGCUGUCACUCGGUUAAAAAGUUCUCUUGAACAAGGUGAGAACAUCUUAGAGAGGAAUAUCAAUGCUGAAAUUUUGCAAACGAAGCCAGUGAUUAUUGGACGCUGCGAGGACCUUUUGAAAGCAGAAAGACCUGCGACUUACGAACCACCCCAUGUAAAUUACGUUAUAGAACAGAAAAUGGAUGUUGUGGAUCAAGUUGUGGUGAGCCAAACAGAUCCCUCUUUGUCAAGUGUCGAAGGACUUUUGAGGGAAGUGAAAGAACAGAUAGAUACAAAUUUUGUUGUUUUCACGAGAGAUUCAUUUGGAAGACAGUGCUAUAACGAGGAUGAUCAUAUUAUGUGUGAAAUUUGCACUUCAACAGGGGAUAGUUUGGAAACAGAUCUGGAAAUUGUAGACAAGGAGGAUGGUUGCUACACAGUAUAUUAUACACCAGAUCGUGUUGGAAUAGAUGAGGAGGAGAUUGAAGUGAAGAUUGAAGUGAAUGGAAAACCGCUGGAUGAUAGUCCUUGCAGUGUUGUUGUCAUCCCUAUGUAUCAGUAUGAUUUUGAAUUUGGUUUAACUGGUAACGGACCAGGACAAUUUAAUACUCCUUAUGAUAUUGCCAUAAGUGAGGAAACAGGAACUAUUGCUGUAUCUGACUACCAAAAUAAGAGAAUUCAGCUGUUUGACUCUAAUGGCGGCUACCUGAGAGAGAUAGGACUGACGGCUAACUGCACCUCAUUAGACUUUACCAAGUCCGGUCACAUAAUUGCCGUUACUCCUGGUGACGUUCACAAAAUUUCUUUGUUUUCUAAGGAGGGUCAGUUUGUCAAGCACAUCGACAGUGAGCACUUGAAGUUUCCUUUUCAUAUAUCCACUGAUGAAGAAGAUUAUAUAACGAUAUGUGAUCAAGAGAGUAAUGAGGUCAUAGCCAUCUCUCCUGACGGAACAGGGUUAGUAACACGAAUUGCUGCUUCAGAGCAUGAUCAGUCAAUUAUGUGCGCCAUCUACCACGAAGAAACAGCCUGUUUCUUUGUCUCUGAUUCUAAGGCUGACUGUGUCAAUGUUUUUGAUGAGAAUGGAAACUUCUUGUAUGAUAUUGGUCGCGGGAGUUUACUUUAUCCUGUCGGCCUUGCUAUUGACAAAUGUAACAAUUUGAUCGUUUGUGAUACUGGGAACCAGAGACUCGUGAUAUUUACUACUGAGGGAGACUUUCUGUCAGAGACUGAACAAUGUUUCCACGCACCGUAUUUUGUUGCCGUGUCUGAAGAUGGAAACGUUCUAGUCACUGAUUAUGAGAAAAAUUGUGUUUAUCGUUUUUAUUAGACCCGUAAUCGCGAUGUACUUGUUAAAGAUAAGUCUUACAGCCUGAGCUUAGGACUCAUUCAUCAGCAUAAAACACUCUUUUAAUGAAGUAAAUGGGAAGAGUGGACAGAGGGAAGUAAGCAUCAUGAUUUUUUUUAAUUUUUGACGAGAUAGAAAUUUCAUUAGGUGCCUAUUACUUUGGACUGCCAUGGUGCAGGGUCAAAUUAAGGCAGUAAUAAAAAAUGAGAAAAGAAGUUCUUUUAAACUGCUCUUUGAAAUAGUUUUCUGGUAGUCUUCUCCCAUAUAGAUAUGGGAAGAUCAUUCCAGUAGUAACAUCUAAUGAUUGUUGGACAGAAUAUCCUUAGAUAUUUUUAU
Molecule: messenger RNA, 2617 nt
Organism: Pocillopora verrucosa
Lineage: Eukaryota; Metazoa; Cnidaria; Anthozoa; Scleractinia; Pocilloporidae
Product: E3 ubiquitin-protein ligase TRIM71-like
Biological process (GO): protein monoubiquitination
Molecular function (GO): zinc ion binding; protein binding; ubiquitin protein ligase activity
Source: RefSeq, a predicted model, not a curated record